Messenger RNA from Nycticebus coucang (slow loris), 4911 nucleotides. RefSeq lists its product as uncharacterized. The coding region runs from base 2039 to 2665 and encodes 208 amino acids. The transcript is spliced from 5 exons. Lineage: Eukaryota; Metazoa; Chordata; Mammalia; Primates; Lorisidae. The record is from RefSeq and is a predicted model, not a curated record.
UCCUUUUCGAGAUCGAGGCUUCCCUGCUCUCCUGCUGUGCCAGGACCAGGGGGCCUGAGCUCGAUCUUGUAAAUAAACAACUUCUUGCUUUUGCAUCAGACUUGGUCUCCGGGUGAUUUAUGUGGGGGAUCCCGUGACUCAGGCACAACAUUUGGUGGCUCGUCCGGGAAAACCCCCCAAAAUCACCAAGUACCUGCUCUGGAGGUUCUUUUCACCACUGAGGAAUGGAACCACAUCUUGGCUGAGGCCAUGAAGGCUGUCGAGGAUGCAGACGGAAGCCCCACCACCAACCAGGCUCUCAUUGAUGCCACUUUUCCUCUUACCCCAAUUGGGACUUUAAUACUGGAACAGGUCAGGUAAGACUCCAAGUCUACUGCCAGACUCUAAUGAGGGGUCUCCAUAAAGCGGCUAGAAAGCCGACUAAUUUGGCCAAGGUAGGUAAUGUACACCAGGAAAAGACAGAACCCCCAGCAGCUUUCUUAGAAAGAAUUAUAGAGGCAUUCUGCAUGCACACACCCCUAGACCCUGAAGCUGAGGAGAAUAGAGCAGCAGUUGUCAUGUUCUUUGUUAAUCAGUCAGUUCCAGACAUUAAGCUUAAGCUGCACAGAAUAGAUAGACUGGGCGAGAAGUCUUUGCAGGAUCUCCUAGAAGUUGCUGAAAGAGUCUACAACAACUGUGAGACCCCCGAAGAAAAGCAAACGAAGGCGGCUAAAAGACAGACCCAGGAAUUCGCCAGGAUCCUCCUGGCCUCCAGGGCCACGACCUCGGAUGAAAGAAACAGGCGGCUGCACUGACUGGCGGCAGAAGGUAAGGAGGGCUCCCCAGGCGGGGAAGACUCCGCCUCCAGAGAGACCGGUGCGCCUAUUGUAAGGAACAUGGACACUGGGCCCGGGAGUGUCCCAAGAAACCACCUCCCAGACCUUCAUGCCCCCCCUCAGUGCUAGUCUUAGAAGUGAGCGGCCUCAAAGGAUAGGGGGGUCAGGGCUUGCCUCCCCUCCCCGAACCCUGGGUAACUCUCAGAGUGGAGGGGACCCCAAUUAAUUUCCUGGUAGAUACCAGAGCCCAGCAUUCAGUCCUGACACAAGACCAUGGCCCUAUGGAUGCCAGGAAAUCAUGGGUCCAGGGGGCCAUGGGUAUCAAACAAUAUUCAUGGACUACCCGAAGAACCAUGGACUUAGGUGUGGGCCGGGUAUCCCACGCAUUCAUGGUUAUCCCAGACUGCCCCUUCCGUCUUCUUGGGCGAGACCUCCUAACUAAGGUAGGAGCUCAUAUCAUCUUCAAAGAUGAAGGACCCCUUGUCACAGAUCAGUAUGGGAGUCCCAUACAAAUACUCACCUUACAACUUGAAGAUGAGUACAGACUGCACCAGUAGCAGCCUAAGAGCUAUCAGCUGACAGGUGUCACUGUAUGGCUGAAAACCUACCUGCUUGCCUGGGCUGAGACUGGAAGAGUGGGGCUAGCUGCCCACCAACCACCAGUCAUCAUAGAGCUCAAGCCAAUGGCUGAACCCGUAUGAGUACGGCAGUAUCCCAUGUCUCAAGAAGCCCAGCGGGGCAUUACGCCUAACAUCCGGAGGCUUUUUAAGAGCGGGAUACUAGUUCCCUGUCAAUCUUCAUGGAACACUCCCGUUGCCUGUAAAAAAGCCACUGACUAAUGACUAUAGACCAGUCCAGGACCUAAGAGAGGUCACCAAGCGGGUACUAGACAUUCACCCCACCGUCCCAAACCCUUAUACACUACUAAGUGCUCUCACCCCUGAUCGAGUAUGAUACACUGUUCUUGACUUAAAAGAUGCCUUCUUCAGCCUCCCACUAGCCCCCCAGAGCCAGGCAAUGUUCGCCUUUGAGUGGAACGAUGAAGAGCAAGGGAUCCAUGGUCAACUUACCUGGACCUGGCUGCUGCAAGGGUUCAAGAACUCCCCCACCAUCUUUGAUGAAGCCCUACAUGAGGACCUGAGUGAGUACCGGCAGCAGCACCCUCACCUGACUCUUUUACAGUAUGUAGAUGACAUUCUGAUCACAGCCGAGACAGAAGCAGAAUGCCACCAAGGAACCCAGGACUUGCCAACUGCAUUAGGAGCUCUGGGGUACUGGGCCUCUGCCAAGAAGGCUCAGAUUUAUCAACAAACUCCCAGGUUCACAGCAUACGCCAGGACCUUAUGGACCAGCCCUUCCCUGAUGUGGAGGCCGCCUGGUACACAGAUGGGAGUAGCUUAAUACAAGAUGGAUGCAGACCCUGGAUCCCCAACACUUCCACCAUUCCUGGAGUAUACCCCGGAAGACCUAAAAUGGAUAAAGCAGAUCCCACAGGCCCACUCCCCCGAGAAGUACAAUGGAUGGCACAACGAGCUGAUUGGGAGAGACUUACUGCCCUCUACAGCUCAGGACCUGUUCCUGAACCACACGCUUUCUGGCCUGGAGACUGGGUGUACGUGAAACGUCACCAACAAGAAACGCUGGAGCCCCUGUGGAAGGGCCCAUACAUCAUGGUCCUCGUUACUCCCACCACACUCAAGGAUGACGGCAUCACCUCCUGGAUACAUCACACGCACGUUCGCCUCACUGACCUGUUCGCCAUCAAAGAAGACUCCACCCCCCAUUGGAGACUCCAACGGGACCCUGAUAACCCACUGAAGCUCAAACUGCAGAAACGCCAGGAUCCCUGAUGCCACCGUAUGUGUACCACGUACUGACUUACUCUGCCUUGCUGAUUAUACCCCUCACCGCUAACCCUCAUCCCCCCAUUAAGAUAACGUGGCUAGUCACUGAUGCUAGCACAGGGACGGUGCUCAACCAGACCUCUGGAGUUCACCCUAAGGGUACUUGGUUCCUGGAGCUCUUAGUCGACCUACAUAAUCUGGUAGGUAUUAGACCCUGCCCCUCAGGGUGGCAGACAUAUUGGUCCAGCAAUACUCUAACCUGGUACUUUUAUGUCUGCCCCGCUCACCUUCCUAAUAAGUGUGGGGGAGCAAGUUCAUAUUUCUGUAACUCAUGGAACUAUGUUUCCACUGGGCAAUUAUGGUGGAACCCCCAAGACAAGGAGACUUGAUCCAAGUAAAGAGGAAGGGUGUUUGGAGAGGGCACUCCUGUGCAGGAGGCCCCAAACCUGACACAGUUAGUAUCACCUUUAUAGAGAAAGGAAAGCGAAUGUUGUAUUGGGAACUCCUUAAAUGGUGGGAUGUGAGACUGUACGACAUGCAUGGCAUAGACCUGGGUAAUAUUUUCCAACUCAAAAUCUUACACAUCCCUGUUAGUGAUAAGCCUGCUGCAGUGGGCCUCAAUAUAGUGCUUCAGCCUCCCCCUGUAGUCACCCCUAAGUUCCGUGGCUUCCCUGACUCCCCAGACCGAGCAUUUAGUACCCAAAGUCUAAUUCUAAACCCUGCACCUGUGCCUACCAUGGAUCCCAAUCCACUUUGGAAAUUGGUCAUUGCUACAUACCAAGUCUUAAAUACUUCCGAGUUUACUGAGUCCUAUAGGUUAUGUGUAGAAGCCAGACCCCCAUACUAUGAGGGAAUUGCCCUAAUAAGCAAACUAGGCUAGCGACUGCCGUUGGCAACAGUCUAAGCCCCGAGUCACCCUACAGUCCAAGGACAAGGAACCUGUAUGGUUCAGACACCCCCCCAAUACCAGCAUCUAUGUAAUCAAACUCUCACCUGGGAUGGGACUGGAUAUGUAAUUCCCACCAACAAUUCCUGGUGGGCUUGCUCAACAAGGCUCACCCCGUGUCUACAUGGGGCAGUCCUUGAUUUAACCUGGGGCUUUUGUGUCUUAGUGCAGCUCAUCCCCAAGCUGGUCUGUCACUCAGAGGAGGACUUAUAUUGGGCAUACGAGUCAGCUGCAGGCACACUUACAAGAACCAAGAGAGAACCAGUCACAGCAAUAACUCUAGCCAUGCUCAUGGGACUGGGUAUAGCAGGAACAGGUACAGGAAUCUCCUCCUUAGUCCUACAAGACAAGAACUAUGGAGCUCUGUGCACUGCAAUAGACUUAGACAUAGAAAGAAUAGAAAACUCCAUUUCCCACCUUCAAGAGUCCCUAACUUCCCUCUCUGAAGUAGUACUCCAAAAUAGGUGAGGGCUAGAUUUCAGCAAGGUGGAUUAUGCACAGCCCUAGGAGAAGAAUGCUGUUUUUAUACUGACCACUCAGGAGUAGUCAAACAGUCCAUGGAGUUAGUGAGAGAAGGUCUCUGCAAAAGAAAACUUGAGCAGGAGCAGUCUUAGAGCUGGUGUGAAUCUUUGUUCAGCAAGUCACCCUGGCUCACAACUUUAAUUUCAACCAUAGUGGGCCCACUUGUAAUCCUAUUACUGUUAUUAUUUUUUUUUUUUUUUUGUGGUUUUUGGCUGGGGCUGGGUUUGAACCUGCCACCUCCGGCAUAUGGGACCGGCGCCCUACUCCUUGAGCCACAGGUGCCGCCCCCUAUUACUGCUAUUAACUUUCGGCCCCUGCAUAAUUAAUAAAUUACUGGCUUUCAUCUGAGCUAGAAUUAAUACUGUUCAAUUAAUGGUCUUACAAGCAUAGUAUACCCCCCUCAGUACUGAACACACUAGCAAUAGCGUAGAACUAGGGCUCGUAAAACACAAUGAAGACUCAUGAUUGGAUCUUCUAGGCACAAGAAAAGGGGGGAACGUAAGGACCAAGUUAACUCCAUUUUGUUAAAACUACAUCUUGUCCCUCAGUCUUCAUUUUGCAGCUGCAUACCAAAGGUGUUAGGCAACCUGCUCCCUCCCCCGACCCCCAUCCUUGCCCCAUGAUCCGUGCUCUUAUGCAAUGCCUGCUCCAAGUGCAAUAACAGCACUCUCCAGACAGCCAGACCGAUCCUCUAGCUCCUCCCCCAUCAGCUCGCCUCAGCCACUGUCCUCACACCCCCUCCCUUUUUUUCCUUUCUUACCCUUAAAACCUCCCUCCUUUUCGA